CCCCCUGUCAGUGUCCAUCAAUGCCAGCUGUCAGUGCUCAUCAAUGCCACCUGCCAGUGACCAUCAGUGCCUCAUCAAUGCCACAUAUCAGUGCCUACCAAUGCAUAUCAAUGCCACAUGUCAGUGCCCAUCUAAGCUGCCUGUCAGUGUCACCUAUCAGUGCCAGUCAGUGCUACCUAUCAAUGCCAGGCAUCAGUGCCGCCUAUCAGUGCCAGUCAGUGCCGCCUAUCAGUGCGCAUAAGUGCCUGUCCCUGCUGCCUAUCAGUGCUGCCUAACAGUGCCAGCCAGUGCCGCCUAACAGUGCCAGUCAGUGCCGCCUAUCAG
This is a messenger RNA of Staurois parvus, 324 nucleotides long. The record is from the annotation of a GenBank genome assembly. Lineage: Eukaryota; Metazoa; Chordata; Amphibia; Anura; Ranidae.